AUGACCAUUUCAAUGAUCGAUGCUUGGAAUAUCAUUUUAACACAUGAUCUUGCUGCAAAAUCUUUUUGUAAAACCGGAUUUUAUCCCUUAUCAUUGAAACAAAUGCUGAAUUCGAAAUACAUUAAUGAAUCAAAUACUGAUUUUGAAAGAGUUCAACGAAAUACAUCGAAAAGAUUUUCACUUACAAGCAGUAUUUUAACCAGCGAAGAAAUGCUUAAAAAAAUCGAAGAAUACUCAUUGGAAAAGAAAUAUUUAUACGAAAAAGAACUUGAGAAAAAAGCAAAUCAAGAAUCGUCAUUAAAUGAUGAAAAGAAAAAUCAAAAUUCAUCAAUUAACCAGCAAGAUCAUCACAUUUUCAAUACCCCCUUUGUUCAUUUAAUGCCAGAUUUUGAACAACAGUUUGCUGCCGAAUAUCUUGAAUACAAAAAGAAAAGACAAGAGCAGGAUAUGCGUAUGAGCAAACAAUUGAAAGAAUCGGCAAAAAACAGUCCAUCUAUUAACAAAAAAAGGAAGAAAGCAACAACUCCAAUCAAGGAAAAAGAUAAAUACAAUUUUCCUCGAAAAAUCUCUUCGAGAGAAAUCAAAAGCCUACAAUAA
Molecule: messenger RNA, 597 nt
Organism: Trichomonas vaginalis G3
Lineage: Eukaryota; Parabasalia; Trichomonadida; Trichomonadidae
Exons: 1
Coding region: 1-597 (198 amino acids)
Source: RefSeq, a predicted model, not a curated record